Molecule: messenger RNA, 1257 nt
Organism: Neurospora tetraspora
Lineage: Eukaryota; Fungi; Ascomycota; Sordariomycetes; Sordariales; Sordariaceae
Exons: 1
Coding region: 1-1257 (418 amino acids)
Source: RefSeq, a predicted model, not a curated record
AUGCCUCACAAACAACAACAUCGCCAUAUCCGCCAGCGGUAUCUCUCCAUCAUCAACAUCCUCGUAACAAUAACAGCAAUCCUCUUCGCCUCACCCGUCCAUGCCAUCCCCACCUUUACCGUCGCCGCGGAUAUCCCCCCUAAUGCACAUGCUGCACCAACGCCAACACAAAUACCACCGUCACCAACACCAACUACGACAGCGACUACUUACACAGUAACCAAGAUCUCCUCAACAACUCUAACAACCGUCUCUCCCGUCUUGCACAUCUCUCCGCACAUUUUGUCUCUUAUUACUACCAUGACGGUUACCACUUAUGAGCCUUGGCCUGCUUUUCCUUCUUUGGGGAAUGAUCUUGGUUUAACAUGGUCGUCACCAUGGUCGACGACAGUCUUGGAGGAGGUGGUUAGUAGCGUUACUUGGGUUGAGAGGAGGCGGUAUUUGGAGGGCAGGGGCACGGGGUUAAAGGGGGAAGGGGACAUGGAGGAGGAUGGCGAGGAAGAAGGGAAAGAGGAAGAAACAACAGUAACGAGCUUCGUGGUAACGACGGAGAAUACAUGGGUUGUCCACCCUGCUGGGGGGCCGACGGGCAUCUUUUUGGCGACGGGGGUGGGAGUAGUGGUGGGUUGUGGGGGGUGUUCUUUGGCUCCCGCUCAGCCGACGACUGGAUCUGGAUCGAGACUGGGAAGAGCCGCAGAAACAGAGGAACCAGCAGCCAGGAGGUGGGAACAAAGCACAGCACAAGAGCAAGAGAACGUCACUCGAGACAAGCCAAAAAAAGGUCAGUUAGGGGCGGACAUGACAUGGACCACCGAAGCGGAGGCUACGGUAGUGGUAGUGGAAGAAGAUCCAAUCUGCAAAUCAACCAACCUGACUACUGGGUGUCAGGGACAAUGUAUCUGGAAACCGGCAUUCCGAUUUACGACCACCCACCAAGCAAUCAAUUCCACGUUCCCGGAUACCUCUUCCUCCUCCCCCUCCACUACUCGCCCAGAAGCCCACCCAGCAACAGCAGCCACAGGCCUCGGAACAGGAACAUACUGGUGCCUCCACAUCCACCCCUACCACUACGCCGACCCAUCUAUGCGCAUGGGUCGAGCAUGCUGGGGUUCCUACCUGCGUUAUCGCCAGCUCAACGCGCCUUGUCUGGUCGGUGAUGUCGGCAUGGCUUGUUUGCCUUGUGUGAAAGGGGGAGAGGGGGAACCAGGGAAGAAGGAUGAGAGUUGGGAUGCGGUGUUUUGGGAGGGGGAGGAGUAA